GGGGACGAGCAAUGGUAUCCAGCUUAUUCGAGGAAUUGUUACCACACUGCACAGUUACUUCCAUGGGGGGAGCCACAAACGAUCCCGCUGUGAGGAAAAUAUUCUUCAUACCCACCUUUACUUACAGCAGCCCAGAAACUUCGCCAGAGGGAACACCUCCAAAAAAACAGAGAACUGAAGACGCACGGCCACAUAAGAGAUCAAACCUUUUUGACGAGCAUUGCAAUGAAGAACCAAUUAUUGUGUAUCAAAAGGAUUUUGUUCCUGACAUGGUUGCUGAAGUCAUUGAUUUAAAAUGCAAAAGUAUCAGAGAAGUGUUAAAUGUUUCGGUGAAGUCCGGACAUUACUUAAGGGACAAAGAUCAUUGUCAGUUGAAGUAUGAACUGCUGCCUGUAGUGCUGAAGCAAAAGUCUGCCCUGGGCCUACUUAUUUGUGCAGGCGAAGCAUACAACACAGUCACUUGUUACUGUCGAUUUUACAAGUUCUGCAAUGAGAGUUUGUGUCAAAGUGUAUCCCAAAUGUGUAAAGAUGUUGUGUAUUAUGGUGGGAGUUAAAAAAAGUUUACGGACGACGACGACGGACGACGACGGACACCGGGCCAUGACAUAAGCACAAAGUGCCGUUGUGUAUUAUGGUGGGAGUUAAAAAAUAAUUACUUUAUAAAAUAUUUAUAAAAUACUAAACAUGAAAUAAUGAUGUGUUUUUUUAUUUAUUUAUACGCUUAUGAAUUUAUUGGCUUGGAAAAAAAAAGUGGCAAGUUUUUGUCUUCCGCAAAAGUGACUAAAGGUUUCAAAAUCCUAGCUGAAACCCUGCAUAUAUCAAUAGUUUAUAUAUAGGCUUAUGUCACAUAUGGGUUGUCUGGAAAGAAAUGAACAGUUUAUAAAAUCGUCUUUAUCCAAUAUUCAUAUUCAGGCAACCCACAAAUAAGUGAUGCCACAUUUUCAAAAUCCAAUAUGGCUGCCAAAUCC
Messenger RNA from Ruditapes philippinarum (Manila clam), 968 nucleotides. RefSeq lists its product as uncharacterized. Lineage: Eukaryota; Metazoa; Mollusca; Bivalvia; Venerida; Veneridae. Bases 12 to 554 code for a protein of 180 amino acids. The record is from RefSeq and is a predicted model, not a curated record. The transcript has a single exon.